This is a messenger RNA of Taeniopygia guttata (zebra finch), 2403 nucleotides long. RefSeq names its product 3-hydroxyisobutyrate dehydrogenase (gene HIBADH). Gene Ontology annotation, biological process: L-valine catabolic process. Gene Ontology annotation, cellular component: mitochondrion. Lineage: Eukaryota; Metazoa; Chordata; Aves; Passeriformes; Estrildidae. Gene Ontology annotation, molecular function: NAD binding; 3-hydroxyisobutyrate dehydrogenase activity; NADP binding. The record is from RefSeq and is a predicted model, not a curated record.
UUGGCUGCGGUGGCUGCCGCUCGCGGCGCGCGGGCGGUGGCGGCGGGCGGCGGCGGGCCGGAGGUCACUCGGCACGGGGGCGCAGCAUGGCCGCAGCGGUGGUGCACAGGGGACCUGCGGGCUGGUGGCGCUGGCACCGGCGGGUGAUGGUGUGUUCUAGGACUAUGGCUUCCAAAACCCCAGUUGGAUUCAUUGGGCUGGGUAACAUGGGAAAUCCAAUGGCAAAAAACCUGGUAAAGCAUGGAUAUCCAGUUAUUGUGUAUGAUGUCUUCCCAGAAGCUUGCAAAGAAUUUCAAGACUUGGGUGCUCAGGUAACAGAAUCCCCAGCAGAUGUAGCAGAAAGAGCAGACAGAAUUAUUACCAUGCUGCCUUCUAGUCCCCAUGCAAAAGAAGUUUACACAGGAGGAAAUGGAAUUCUAAAGAAAGUGAAGAAAGGCUCAUUGCUAAUAGAUUCCAGCACUAUAGAUCCAGCAGUUUCAAAAGAAUUAGCCAAAGCUGCUGAAAAAACAGGAGCAGUUUUCAUGGAUGCCCCAGUUUCUGGAGGUGUUGGAGCUGCUCGAGCUGGAAACCUUACUUUCAUGGUUGGUGGAGUGGAACAAGAAUUUAAUGCUGCCAAAGAGUUGCUGACAUGCAUGGGUUCUAAUGUGGUUUACUGUGGAGAGGUUGGAACCGGACAGGCUGCAAAGAUCUGUAACAACAUGCUCUUGGCCAUCAGUAUGAUUGGAACUGCUGAGACUAUGAAUCUUGGAAUCAGAUUAGGCCUUGACCCAAAGCUGCUGGCCAAAAUCCUAAAUAUGAGCUCAGGUCGCUGUUGGUCAAGCGAUACGUACAACCCUGUUCCUGGAGUGAUGGAAGGAGUACCCUCAGCUAACAAUUACCAAGGUGGCUUUGGAACAACACUCAUGGCUAAGUGAGACCCCAGAUGGAGUGCUGCGUCCUGCUCUGGGGCCCCCAGCAGAAGAAGGCCAUGGACCUGCUGGAGUGAGUGCAGAGGAGAGUGGUGAAGAUUGUCAGAGGGUUGGGUAAUCUCUGCUAUGAAGAAAAGCUCUGAGAGUUGAGGCUGUUCAUCCUGGGGAAGAGAAGGCUCUGGGAAGAUCUUAUAGCACCUUCCAAGACUUAUAGAAAGCCUACAAGAAACGUGGAGUGUGACUUUUGGAAGUGUAGCAACAGGAUAAGGGCUAAUCACAUCAAACUGAAAAAGAGUAGAUUUAGAUUAGAUAUUAGGAAGAAAUUCUUCACUAUGAGGGUGGUGAGGCACUGGCACAGUUGCCCAGAGAAGUUGUGGAUGCCGCAUGCCUGGAAGUGUUCAAGGCCAAGUCGGAUGGAGCUUGGAGUAGCCUGGUCAAGUGGAAGAUGUCCCUUCCCAUGGUCAGGGGCUUGGAAUUAGAUGAUCCUUAAGGUCCCUUCCAACCCAAAUCACCAAAAAACAGGAAAAAAUAAAAAACCAAAAAACCCACAGCAGAUUCUAUAAACCACCAUAGUUCUGAGUGGAUAGGAAAUCUAGGCAUUUCCUAGUAAUACUUGAGAGGUUCUUUUGCAACUUUCUUUAAAUAUAGACCCCAAACAUUGAUUUUAUUAACAAGACCAUAAAGGCAACCUUCAGUGCAGGCAUUACUUUACUACUUAGUCAAGAGAUCUUUAUAUAUAUAUAUACAGGCACUUGUUAGUGCUUCCUUCUUUGGGUUGUUUUAUGUCUGAUUCAGCUUAGAGUUCAAGACAUCCUACAGCCUAGCUAGCACCUGACUAUUUCUGGCUCACUAUGGUUAGUCAUAGUACCUGGUACUCACCUUUGGGUUCUGCCAUAUUGAUUUCAGAUUAUAACUGUAGUUGACCAAGGAGGACAAUCAAAUUUGUCCUCUUUGAACCUUCCCUCCCUUUUGUUGACCCAAAUACAGUAUUUAAAAACACAGUGGAACUAGUCUCUAAGUGCCUCUAUUAAAAAAAGUCAUUGAAGUCACUCAAGAAGAAUAUUGAGCUGUAGCAGAUCCAGGACUGCCCCAUAAGCAACUCUCUAAUACAUCCUUCCAGUUAGGCAGCAAACCAGUUGUAUUCACUAAGUGACUUAUGAGUCUCAUUUUGCUAUUAACUGUUUAAAUUAUAGUAGAUGUAUAUUUGCUAUUUGGCUUCCAUUUUCUUGUUCUUGAAAUAUCUUCUGCCUGAUUUUUAACCUGUUUAUAGUAAUAAAAAUUCCUCUUGCCAAAAGAACUAAAUUAUACUCUUAGAAUCUAUGUGAAAUGCUUCAAUGAAUAGCCAAGGAGAUUUUCUUACUAGAGAUUAUAUACUCAAUGGGGAAAAAGAGUCUGAGUCUUGCUGCCAGGUUAUAUAGUGAUCUAGAAUCUUAAAAUUCCUCCCGUUCUUAAGGUGGUGCCUGCCUGGCAAAGUCUGAGGUUUUUCUGUUGACUA